This is a messenger RNA of Populus trichocarpa (black cottonwood), 3774 nucleotides long. Its product is annotated as putative disease resistance protein At4g10780. The record is from RefSeq and is a predicted model, not a curated record. Gene Ontology annotation, biological process: defense response to other organism. The coding region runs from base 309 to 1961 and encodes 550 amino acids. NCBI's taxonomy places the organism in Eukaryota, Viridiplantae, Streptophyta, Magnoliopsida, Malpighiales, Salicaceae. The transcript is spliced from 3 exons. Gene Ontology annotation, molecular function: ADP binding; ATP hydrolysis activity; DNA binding.
AACCAAAACGUAAUCUCAAAGGCGGCGGUCUGUCGAAAAUAAAUGCUAAUUUCUUACCAGCAUCUUCCCAAGAUAAAAGCUUGCGUGGUGGACUCGUUUAAGGUGAAGAUUCUAGCAACUGGCUUUGCCUGUUCUUUUCUUGGCCUCAACAUCUUUUAAGAAGAAAACCACACCAAACCCAGCCGGCCAGCUAGAGCUAGAGGUUGCCUUGUUGCCUCUUGGUAUCAUCAACUUCUGGGUGGUUGAUUCUUACGCACAGUUUCUUUAUAACGGCAUACCCCUUGAAUCAACUUGAAAAGAGAUAAAACAUGGUUAGACCGAAUGAUCCCUUCUGGGAUUAUGUGGAGAAGAUGACUGGUGGUCUUUUGAAGUGCAUGUUUUGUGAGUAUAUAUUUGCUGCUGCUACUUCAAUUUCGAGGAUCAAGUCGCAUUUCGCUGGAGUCAAAGGGCGUGGCAUUAAUGUUUGUGCAAAAGUGCCUAAAGAUAUCCAAGAAGCAGCCUCCCUAGCUAUUUAUGGCACAAAAAAGAAACGUAAAACCAUGCCAAGUUCAAGCAAUAAUGGGGUGGCUAAUAUGAUUUCAACUUCUUCUCAAGAAGAGAAGAAAGAAUUUGAAACUCUUGCGAGAGAUGUAGAAGAGAUGCUAAUGGAAGUUGAAAGCACCGAUAAAAUAGAGAACAAGAGUGCUGGAGAAUUGGUCCAGCUUGUUAAAAUGAGUAGCUCUCUUGAAGGGAAUAUUGUUGAUGCACAUGAGAGUAGUGGAAAUGCAUUUCCAAGAACGGACCUAGUUGGUCAAUCAAUUGAAAAAGAUUGGCAGGAGAUAUAUGGUUUGUCAACGGAGAACGAUGAUUUGAAUUGUGGCAGAGAGAACAUGGCUGUAGAUUUGAUUCCAGAAGGGGUACACGAGACAAUAGGAGAUGCAUGGCCGACAACAGAGCAAGUGGGUCAAGCGUUUGAAAGAAAUACGGAUGAUAUUUGGUCUCUGUUAAAUAAGGAGCAGGUUUUCACUAUUGGUGUUUGUGGCAAGGGGGGCGUGGGCAAAACAACACUGGUGAUGCAUAUCCAUAAUUUGCUUCUAAAAAGACCAAACUAUUUUCGUCAUGUUUAUUGGAUUACCGUAACACAAGAUUUAAGCAUUUGUAAGUUACAGAAUCUGAUUGCCGAAUACAUUGAUUUGGAUCUUUCAAAUGAAGAUGAUGAGAGUAGAAGGGCUGUAAAACUUUCAAAAGCAUUCGUUUCAAAACAAAAAUCUUUACUGAUUUUAGAUAAUUUGUGGUAUCAUUUUGACGCAGAGAAGGUGGGAAUUCCUAUUGGAGCGAAAGAAUGCAAGUUGAUUUUUACAACUCGAUCAUCAGAUGUUUGUAAAUGGAUGGGCUGCCUAGAGAACGUGGUCAAGUUGGAGCCUCUUUCUAAGGAUGAGGCUUGGAGUUUGUUUGCCAAGGAACUAGGGAAUUAUGACAUCAAUGUGGAACCUUUGGCAAAACUUCUUGCGAGUGAAUGUGCUGGUUUGCCCCUUGGGAUUAAAACAUUGGCGAGAAGCAUGAGGGGAGUGGAAGAUGCUUCUGUGUGGAGGAAAGUACUAGAGAAAUGGGAAGAAUCAAAACUUGGACAAAGUAGCAUGGAACUUGAGGUGUUCAGGAUGUUGAAAUUUAGUUAUAUACACUUGAAUGAUUCAUCAUUGCAACAAUGUCUCUUACAUUGUGCGUUAUUUCCAGAGGAUUCCAAGAUCAACAGAAAUGAAGUGAUAGAGUAUUUGAUUGUUGAGAGAAUAAUAGAAGCUAUAGGGAGCAGGCAAUCCCAAUUUGAUAAGGGCCACUCCAUGCUUAAUAAACUCGAGAGUGCAUGCUUAUUGGAGAGUUUUAUAACUGAAGAUUAUAGAUAUGUCAAGAUGCAUGACUUGAUCAGGGAUAUGGCCCUCCAAAUUAUGAUUCAAGAGCCAUGGUUGAAGCUGGUGUUCAAUUAACAGAAUUCCCAGAUGAGGAGAAAUGGACCGAGGACCUUGACAGUCUAAUUAAUGGAAAUUGACAUCAAGGAAAUUCCGUCUAACCUUUCACCAAGGUGUCCCAAACUUGCAGCCUUAUUGUUAUGUGGAAACUACAAACUGGAAUUAAUUACGGAUUCUUUUCUCAAACAAUUGUGUGGGCUCAAGGUUCUUGACCUCUGUUUUACUGCUAUACAUGAAUUACCAGGUUCCAUCUCUGGUCUUGCGUGUCUCACUGCAUCGUUGCUGAUGGGCUGUUACAAGAUUAGACAUGUACCAUCAUUAGCGAAGCUCAAGAAAUUGGAGAUGUUGGAUUUCUGUUAUGCUAUACUUGAAGAGAUGCCUCAUGGGCUAGAAUUGCUGUGCAAUCUGAGGUAUCUUAAUCUUGACAGAACUAGACAAGGAAUUUCCUGCCACUAUGUUAUGUAAUCUCUCCAAUUUACAAUUUCUCUGCCUGCACCAGUCUUUGGGAGGUUUCAGAUCAGUUGAAGUGGAGGAAGUAGCAGGCUUGAGGAAGGUGGAAUCUUCGAAAUGCCAUUUCUAUGAUGUCAUUGAUUUCAACAAGUGUCUCCAAAAAUCUCUAGAAGAGAGGCAACUAUCAGGUACGUUCAUGUUAGGACAACUAGGUGGCCAUGUCAUAACCUAUUUUAUACUUUCUACAAUUUCAAAGAAACAUAUAAAUAAAGAGGUUCAGUUAUAUAACUGCAAUAUUGGGCUGAGAGGAGAUUUUCUAGCACUUCCUGAAGGCAUACAAAAACUGUUGAUUGCUAAAUGCCAUGGUGCCAGAAACUUAUGCAAUGUACAAGCAACUGGACUGAAGUCUUUAGUAAUUUGUGAGUGUGAUGGUAUAGACUGCUUGCUCUCGUUAUCCAAAUUUUCCCCCGAUAUACUUGAAAGACUUGAAAUUCUUCAUCUUUACUGGUUGAAGAACUUACUUGUCCUCUUUGGCAGAGAAGGAGCUUCUUUACAACCAUUGCCAUCUAAUGGCACCCUUCUCCUGUCUUAGAACAAUUGAGGUGAUUAAUUGUCCAAGUAUAAAAAAGCUGUUUCCUUCUGGCUUGUUACCGAACCUCAGAAACCUGGAAGUGAUUGAAGUUGAAUUUUGUGACAAAAUGGAGGAGAUAAUAGCAGCCGAAGAAGAAGAUGAAGGCAGGAUUGUGGGUGAAGAACGAGACAACGGCAGCAGCCGUUCCAUUGAAUGCAGUCUGCCGAAGUUGCGGCUAUUGAAAUUGAGAAAUUUAUCAUAGCUAAAAAGCAUUUGCAGUGGGGUAAUGAUUUGUGAUGCUCUCCAAGAACUUGAAGUUGUUUACUGUAUGAAGCUAGAGAGGAUACCGCUCUCUUUAGCCCCGCUUGAAAAUGGCCAACCAUCUAUUGGAAGAAUCCAGGUGUAUCCAAAAGAAUGGUGGGAAUCUGUGGAGUGGGACCAGCCAAAUGAUAAGAAUAUCCUUUAACCCCUCUAUAUAAUCUUGAUGUGCGAUAUGCUAUCAUGCAAUUCCCAAGCAGUCAACCAGAAGAUAAUGGCAUUCACUCUCAUCAGCAUCAAUUCAUUUUCAGUAGGGAUUCCUUUAGUCCGUGUUUUUCCCCUUAUGAUCUGUGUAAUUACCUUUUUUCUAUCGAAUUAUUAUUUUCUAUAAUUGGAUGAUUUGGGGAAAACGUAUCUUUGUGCUUAAUUUUGAAGUCAUGAAUUCUUCCACUGAACUCAUUAAAGCUAUUGGGAUUGUAAUAGUAACGUUGCUAUAUCAUGUACGUUGCCAAUACCAUGAAUUGAACGUCUACAUUUCUCAUUCUUGCUCAA